AGGCGUGUCUAGCCGUGUUUGCUGCACAGACCAGACCGGCUAAGAGACGGGCUCGCGGCUGCGAGACGCACCCACGGAAACCGGCGUCGCCUCCUCUGGAUUUGAACCGGCGACUCGAACGCAGGACGAGCAGAACCCACUGACCCGCCUAAGACCCGCCUCCGAGUCCCGGGCGACGGCGGCGGCGACGGCGUUCACUGUGGAGACGACCUCUGCCGCGGACAGACGGGAAGCGGAGCUUCAAACGUCCACUUAGACUCUUUUCCAAACAGGUGAUGAGAGCUGGGAGGCUUCAGCUGAAGGCGUGAUCAUGGAGGAGGAAGGCCGGCCUCUGCUGAGCUCGCAGCACGCCGCCGACUCCCCCCAAGCCUCUGCGGGAUCGGUGGACGCCAGGGCCAAAAGGCCUUUCUAUGUGGAGCCUCGAAACAUCGUGGACCACGACCCUCAGGAGAGGAUCUCUGCCGAAGCCGCCAUCCUCAACAGCAGACUGCACUACUACAGCCGGCUGACGGGCUCCUCUGACCCGCUGCUGAGCCCCCCAAACCAUGUGGUCCCACAGCCUGAGGAGAUCUACAUCUACAGUCCUCUUGGUAUCGCUUUCAAGAUCCCAGAAGGAGAUCAGACUUCCAAGAACUCCAGCCUCAUAUCCAUCUUCGCCAUCUGGAACACGAUGAUGGGGACGUCCAUUCUCAGCAUACCGUGGGGCAUCAAACAGGCUGGCUUCACGCUGGGAGUCGUCAUCCUGGUGCUCACAGGGCUGCUCACUCUGUACUGCUGCUACAUCGUCCUCAAGUCGCCAAGGACCAUCAAAAGCGUGGAUACCACAGACUGGGAAUUUCCGGACGUGUGUCGGCACUACUUUGGAAAGUUUGGCCAGUGGUCCAGCCUCCUCUUCUCCCUGGUGUCGCUCUUAGGAGCCAUGGUGGUUUACUGGGUCCUCAUGUCCAACUUCUUGUUCAACACGGGGCAGUUUAUCUACAAUCAGGCUCACAACAUCAACGUGUCAGAUUCUCAGUUUGGAAACAACGGCUCCGAUCAAGUCAUCUGUCCGUACCCGGUCAUACACCCGGAGGGGGACGACUGCGGCAGCGGCGGCGGCGAUGCCGGAAACGACAUCUCCUUUGGGCGCUACUGGAGUAAAACCAACACGGUCCCGCUCUACCUCAUCGUUCUGCUCCUCCCACUGCUCAGCUUCCGCUCCGCCUCCUUCUUCGCCCGCUUCACCUUCCUGGGAACCAUUUCUGUCGUCUACCUGAUUGUUCUGGUCACCAUCAAAGCUGUGCGCCUCGGCUUUCACCUGGAGUUCCACUGGUUUGACCCCACCCACUUCUAUGUUCCAGAGUUCAGGGCGCUCUUCCCACAGCUGACCGGCGUCCUCACUCUGGCCUUCUUCAUCCACAACUGCAUCAUCACACUGAUGAAGAACAACAAGCAUCAGGAGAACAACGUUCGGGACUUGUCUGUGGCGUAUCUCCUGGUGGGGCUGACAUACCUCUACGUGGGGGUGUUGAUCUUUGGCUCCUUUCCUUCACCGCCUCUCGUCAAAGACUGCAUCCAGCCGAACUUCCUGGAUAACUUUCCCAGCAACGAUGUUCUGGUCUUCGUGGCUCGGAUGUGCCUGCUGUUCCAGAUGGUCACGGUCUAUCCUAUGCUGGGGUACUUGGUGAGGGUUCAGGUCAUGGGUCAGUUCUUUGGAAACCAUUACCCCAGCUUCUUCCACGUUCUGGUUCUAAACAUCUUCAUAGUGGGGCUGGGCGUUCUCAUGGCCAAGUUUUAUCCCAACAUUGGAUCCAUCAUCCGGUUCUCUGGCGCCAUCUGCGGCCUGGCUCUGGUCUUCGUGUUUCCCGCUCUAGUCCACAUGAUCCCCCUGAAGCGGGAGGGCCGGCUCACCUGGCUGUCUGCCGUCCUCCACAGUUUUCUCAUUGUGAUCGGCGUGGCCAAUGUGGUCGCUCAGUUCCUCAUGUGAAAGGCCGUCAGACCCCCCCUCCCCCCGCCCCCUCUAGUCAGUUAUGAACUAGGACUUUGAAGAGGAGAAGGGUUGUGAUGAAGAUCGAGUAACUUCGGAGCUUGAUUCAUAUUUACGUUUGUCUUUGGUUGCUACACGCCGUUUAACAAAACCGUGCACGCCUCACAUGCACACCUCACGAGCACAUCACUGGCGUGACCUAACAGGAAAAGAGGCGGGACUCGGCGUGAAUGCGUCUCCACUGAGAGGUUCUGAGCUCGUGUCCUCAUCCGACCCGCUGAGGUCCUGCUGGACGGUUCUGAGAGGAGCUGCGUUCACCGUCACCACCGAGGACCCCGGGAAGACGACCUGUUGGCCUUUUUCAGGUCUGACCUUCUGCGUUUGUUUGAGGCCCGUUCAUCCAAUGAACCGUCCUCCCCGAGUUUUAUGUUAGGAUUGAAAAAAGGGAAUUUUGUGAGAAAAUAAAAAGUUAGACUUUAA
This is a messenger RNA of Oryzias latipes (Japanese medaka), 2446 nucleotides long. RefSeq names its product solute carrier family 38 member 9 (gene slc38a9). The record is from RefSeq and is a predicted model, not a curated record. Gene Ontology annotation, cellular component: lysosomal membrane. Lineage: Eukaryota; Metazoa; Chordata; Actinopteri; Beloniformes; Adrianichthyidae. Gene Ontology annotation, molecular function: L-amino acid transmembrane transporter activity. Gene Ontology annotation, biological process: amino acid transmembrane transport.